CAAACGAUGAGAACGAGGAGGAGAAGAUGAUAACGGCCUUAACCUGCAAUGCUUGCUCAACCCCGAUAUCCCCUACUGGGACCCGUGUUAUCUGCCGCGUCUGCGCAAACUACGACAUCUGCAGUAGCUGCCAACUCUCGGCUGCUUCUCGGACUCCGACGAGGUGCAGCACGAAACCCUAGUUCUCUACCCACCCACCAGCAUCUCCCGGGACUAUCGUACCAUGUGCCUCCAGCUCUUCCACCCCCGCUCCCUCCCCGCUCCCACAACAUUGAGGAGACUAGUCCGUAUCUGCGCCCCACCCCCCCAGCGACCCGCAUCCCCCCACAUCCCCCCACCGCUGCGAGCAAGCUCCUAUCGAGCAACAACGCCCCAACAAGGCGCCUAAAGGACCGUUCGGAUGGGGUCUUCGCAUACCGCCUACUAAACCCCGGCCAGAUCUCGAAUUUCUGCGAACUCGCGGGGAAACCGCUCAAGGAGAACCCGUUCGGCGUGCGGGUCAACGAAGCAGAUAGUACUAGUAGUAGUCCCGACAACAAUACAGAUGCCGGGGUCGCGCAUCUCUACAAUCGCCUGGGAAUCGAGUACUCACUCAUCACACGCGUCACUGAAGGCGUCGUCUCACAGGUGGCGAUAAACCACAUGCCUGUGCUCGGCCACCGCGGUUUCAGGCAGCUCCCGGUCCGCGAGACACUGGAGGACCCGGGGCACGCGCACUCCUUCUUCGGGCGGUUGGUGCGCCCGGCGAUAGUUGACGGUAGACGGGCGUUCGGGGAAGUAUCCUGGGGAAUGUUCCCGGCGGAGCUUGACCCGGCCUUCGCGACUACGAGUGAGUUAUCAGCGCGCGUAGGGGCGCUCGUUGCCGGGUUGGGGAGCGGGUCCUGGCACAGCGGGAGGCGGAGAUUGCGCAGACGCACAGGGCGAGUUUGGGGGCCAUCUGCGCGGUCCAUGAUCAGAAUUUGGCUACUUUGCACUAUUUUAACCAGCUCUCGCAGGUGACCCGGGAUAUCGGGAAUGUAUUCAAGAACAUGUAAUAAUGGGCUGCUCG
Messenger RNA from Tuber melanosporum (Perigord truffle), 1048 nucleotides. RefSeq lists its product as uncharacterized. The record is from RefSeq and is a predicted model, not a curated record. Lineage: Eukaryota; Fungi; Ascomycota; Pezizomycetes; Pezizales; Tuberaceae. The coding region runs from base 49 to 999 and encodes 316 amino acids. The transcript is spliced from 2 exons.